Messenger RNA from Hirsutella rhossiliensis, 1101 nucleotides. RefSeq lists its product as uncharacterized. The transcript has a single exon. The record is from RefSeq and is a predicted model, not a curated record. Lineage: Eukaryota; Fungi; Ascomycota; Sordariomycetes; Hypocreales; Ophiocordycipitaceae. Bases 1 to 1101 code for a protein of 366 amino acids.
AUGAGGUCCGACACUUUGUUUCCCGUCUUGUUCGCCGCCGGCGGGCUUUGCAAUCUCCACCUGCAGCAUGCGGUGGUCAAGAGCUUCACAUCCAGGCUGAAGCGCGACGUCAGGAUCGACUGGGGACACCCUCCCACGUUUGACACUAAUCUGGUGUCUGAGCCGACUGCUUGGCCGUGGACCAUGACAUGCAAUCCGGUUGAAUUCAAAAUAAGAAAGGAGAUGGCCCAGCCGCGGCCUUCGAAGCCGACCUCGACCCCAUACCAGCCGAAUGUCACCAUCUACUAUACUCCGUACAUGGAGAACAGCAUCAUAAACAUGGGCGACGACGACAUUACGUUCUCGGUGGAGCAGUCGACGACCAGCAUAGACAGCACCACCGAGGGCUGGCAGAUUGGGGCGCAAUUGACGGCGGGCGCCGAGAGCGUCGCCCUCGGCAUCUCGGCGGGAUACUCCAAGUCGUGGACGACGGGGAAUUACAAGACAAAGGCAGUGUCGAUUCACACGACGUGCAAGCCCGGCUAUGACUGCCGCAUCGAGACUUGGACCUUUCAUCUCAAGAUAUCUGGAUCCUGCAAGCUCCGGCCCAUCAUCGUCUGCGGCGCCGAGAUAGACGCUUGCGUCGGCAAGUUCUCCCGCGCUCCAUCCAACCAGUUCAAGGCCUUUGGGCAGAAGCACUGCCCGUCUCACCCGCCUAACCAGCCUUAUAAAUUCGAGGCCUGCGAGGUAAACACGCCCAUCUUCGACCAAGUCGGGAAGCCCCUCACCCGCCUAGUCCGCAUUUCCGAAAAGAUCAUACCGGAAUCCGACGACAACGAAGCCACCAAGGCCCUCAAAGCGGUAGCGGCAGAGGACGGGUGGUACCAGCUGGAGAAUGGCGAAUGGUACGACCCCAAGGACGACAUGUAUUACGGCAACAACGGCGACGGUUGGUACUCCAAGCCAAACAUGCCCAAGCCCGACCUUUCCAGGUUCCAGGAGGCUGCUCCGGCGAGGCGCGGGGAGGUGGGCAGCGCCCGCGGAGGCGUACGGCGCGCGAGGUCACUGGUUGCCGCGAGGAGGCGGGUUGAGAUUGUGUUCUUGGACAAGGCGGGCUUUUGA